CUUAUCUGGUUCUCUCAAUUAUCUUUCUACAUAUAUUAUUUCAUAACAGAAGGAGGCCGAGCAACACGUUUUUUUAUUUUUGCGCAGAGAAUAGACAAAAUUUUGAAAACCAUAAACCCUAAUUGACCGACGAAGAAAUAUGCAUUCAAUUUGUUGUUGGCUUACUAAAACCCCUUUUUUGUCCUCAUCAUUUCUUGGCAUCAGUAAUAAGCAGCUUUUCAGCCAACCCCACAAACUCAGUUUCCAUUCUUGCUCCAAAAAUACCCAUGUCUCUGUCUGUGCCAAGAAAAGCUCUCAACCACUUACAGACCCAUAUGAUGAUGUUGUUGAUGAGGAUGAUUUUCUUGAUGAUGAGGAACUGGAGGAUGAUGAAUAUUCAAUAGAAGACAAUGAACCCUGUGUUGGAGAUGGAGAAGGAGGGGGUGGAAUAUCACUUGCUGGUACAAGCUGGGAUGAAGAAGCAUUGGCAAUUGCAGAAGAAGUUACUUUAACAUUUGAAGGGGACUUGGGAAUAUAUGCCUUCAAGACAUUAUUGAAUAAUAUUAUCCGUGUACGCAUAGAAAAACUUUCGAACAUGUCUGGCUCUCCCAAUAUACAAGAUAUUGAAGCUUUUUCAAAAGCUUAUAGAGUAAGGCUGGAUGAAGCUGAGGUUUCUGGAUCAAUUCCAGGGAACGUAUCACUAGAGGUGUCCUCGCCGGGCCUUGAAAGGAUAUUCAAAGUUCCUCAAGAUCUUGAACGGUUCAAAGAGAGAAAUAUGUAUGUGAAAUAUGUCAGCACAGUGGCUGAAACUGGCGCACCCUGUGAAUGUGAUGGUAUUUUCAGGCUUGUGUCAUAUGAUUUAGAAACGAAGUGUUGCACAUGGGGUAUUGCUGAUGUAAGGGCCAACAGAGAAAAAGCAGGGAAAGGAAGGCCGUUAAACAAAAAACAACGCGAAUGGCGACUAGAGACGCCCUUUGAAACAUUAAAACUAGUACGUAACUAUCCUGAGUUCUGAACAUUUUCCGAAUUUCUAGCAAGCUCUAUUUGUUGUAUUGUUUUAAUUUCUGUCAGAAGUCUGGAGGAGUAGGUAUUAAACUGUUCAGUAUAAAGAUGUCUUAUAUGUAUAUGACAAUCUUUCUUGUUCAUUUGUGAUGCGUAAAUGGGCAAAAAUAAGAGAUUAAACAA
Daucus carota subsp. sativus is the source of this 1164-nucleotide messenger RNA. RefSeq lists its product as uncharacterized. Lineage: Eukaryota; Viridiplantae; Streptophyta; Magnoliopsida; Apiales; Apiaceae. The record is from RefSeq and is a predicted model, not a curated record. The transcript is spliced from 5 exons. Bases 140 to 994 code for a protein of 284 amino acids. Gene Ontology annotation, biological process: ribosomal small subunit biogenesis.